AUGGGGUCAGGGACCUCCUUCUUUCUCGCCCUUGACCCCACAGACCUCACUGUCGACCUGCUCGAGAAGCACCUCCUUGCAGCUGAGACUAGCAUAGUCGCUGUAGGUGCUUCUCGUGGCACUCCUCGCACUCCCUUCUUUGAGGGGUGUUCCCCCUCCCCCCUUGCCCCCUCUGUCGCUUCUGCUGCUGCUGUUGACUUCCUUCGUGCUGAGGAGGUCGGGGCUGCGUCUGCUCCUAGUGGGAGGCGCCGCAACGGCAAGGGCAAGGGAGGCAAGAGUGGUGGAGGUGGCAGCGGUGGAGGCGGUGGUGGAGGUGGUGGUGGCGGUGGUGGCGGUGGAGUGGUGGUGGGAGUGGAGGCGUCGGUGGCGGCGGUGGUGGCGGUGGGAGUGGUGGUGGGAGUGGAGGCGUCGGUGACGGCGGUGGUGGUGGUGGUGGUGGCGGCGGUGGUGGCGGCAGUGGGAGUGGUGGCGGCAACAGUGGUGACGGUCGUGGUGGAGCCGUUCAGAGGGGAGAUUCUGGCGGUGGCUAGAGGCAAUAGCAGCCUCUGCGCAAGACCCUUACGCCCCAGCAACUUCGUGAGUGCUUUGCUCAGCAUGGGGCGCCUGGGGGUAGUGUUCGCUACCCAGUUUGGCGACGAGGCUGAGCUCCCCCGCUGGUUAGAGCUGCUUAGGAACGAUGUCGAUAUCUUUGCUCUUGACUAUGAUGCUAUCUUUGCUGCCAUGUAUACUUUAACUUUCUUGCACGCUCCUCCACUGUUCUCCCGUGUCCGGCGGUUCCGUCUGGCUCACUGUCAGGUCUUCACCUCCCCUCGUUCUCUACGAACUUGGUCUCUGCCUCCCCUCCUGUCCUCGCCUGCCCUGUUCUGCCUUCCUUGCGUCGAGGGGCGGCAGCGCGCCGCUCCUCACUCCUCCUCGUUUCCCCCGACGACUGCUCCCCUGCAGACUCUCCAUAUGGACGUGUGGGGCCCCGUCCGCGUCCGUGGACAUGACCGCGAGCGAUACUUCCUGCUGGUUGUUGAUGACUACUGUCGAUACACCACGGUCUUCCCCAUGCGCAGUAAGGGGGAGGUCCCUUAUGUCUUUAUCCCUUGGAUCCACGCUGUUCGUCUCCAGCUUCGCGAGCAGUUCCGUCAGGACCUUCCUGUCCUGCGUCUGCACUCUGACAGGGGUGGUGAGUUCUCCUCCGACCUCCUGUGGGACUUUUGUCGUGGAGAGGGUUUUCUCAAGUCGUUCACGCUUCCGGCCUCCCCGCAGCAGAAUGGGAUUGCUGAGCGCCGCAUUGGCUUAGUCAUGGAGGUGGCUCAUACCUCCAUGAUCCAUGCAGCUGCUCCCCAAUUUCUGUGGCCGUUUACGGUCUGGUACGUUGCACAUCAGCUCAACCUCUGGCCCCGUGUCUCCUUGCCGGAGACCUCGCCUACACUGCGUUGGAUGGGGGAGGUUGGCGAUGUGCCGGUUUUCCGGGUCUGGGGCUCUCGUGCCUUUAUCCGCGAUACCUCCGCAGACAAGCUCUACUCCCGCGCCAUUCCCUAUGUCUUCCUUGGCUUUCCCACUGACGCGCCUGGCUGGCAAUUUUACCACCCCACCAUGCGCCGUGUCCUGUCCUCUCAGGACGUCACGUUUGACGAGUCGCUCUUCCUCGCUCCUGGUCCCCCUCCGGUAGACCCCCUCCCCUUCAAGGUCCUGCUCUUUCAGCUGAGGGGGGGUGAUGUUGCUGCUGACGACGCGGCGGCCCCUGGCCACUCACCACGCUUGGAGACCCCUCCGGGUUUUCUACCUCAACCGUCUUCGCCGCCUCUGCAGCCGGUUGCUGUCGACUCUGGUGCUCUUGGGGGUGGUGUUCCUAGAGGUGCUGAGUCUGGGGGUGCUGAGCCUGAGGGUGCGGAGCCUGGGGGUGCUGAGCCUGAGGGUGCGGAGCCUGGGGGUGCUGAGCCUGAGAGUGCGGAGCCUGGGGGUGCUGAGCCUUGGAGUGCGGAGCCUAGGUGUGCUGAGCCUAGGAGUGUCGAGCCCAUAGGGUACUGA
Messenger RNA from Closterium sp. Yama58-4, 2019 nucleotides. The record is from the annotation of a GenBank genome assembly. Lineage: Eukaryota; Viridiplantae; Streptophyta; Zygnematophyceae; Desmidiales; Closteriaceae.